AGUGAUGAUCAUGUUCAUACUUCCUUGUACUAGACAAAUUGUGAAUUUUGUGAAGUUCACAUCAAAAUGGCGGACUUCUAUCGACCAUUUGUUGUUGUGUUUGCGUAUUUAACAUUAUGUCAAGCCCAAUCGAUUCCACCAACCAACCUUAUGGCGGUGUACAAGGCUGAUGGAACCAUCGGGGUCACAUGGGAUCAUCCGGAUACACCACUGAGGAUUGACCAGUACUACAUUGAGUUAAAGGAGGCAGUGAGCUCAGCUAGUAAAGGUUAUAAGUACUUGCCAUCAGAUGUACAACAGUAUCAAUAUAACCAAACCAAUCCAGGGACAACUUACACGAUUAAGGUGACAACAAUCAGAUCUUCUAGAUCAAGUGGCACAUCACUGACAACUGUUACCACUGAUGCAGCUACAUAUAGAAAUAAAGGUGCUUCCACCAGACUGCAGCUUCCAAAGCCGCCAGAUUCUGGUAUAUCAGCGAUUAUGUUAAACAGUUUCACACUUUUUCCUUUCGUUGACGGUGAAAUAGAUUGGUGACCCUGUAAAGGAUGGUGUAACUGUACGUGUGAUAUCAACACGUGCCGAAUUGACAAUUGAUUCUCUGGACACAUCACAUGCUGGAUACUACUUCACCAAGAUGAUAAGUGGGAAUGAUGUACUUGGAGGAGUGUUUUUGGUAGUUACUGACUCGCCCACAAAGCCAACAAUUAUCACCUCAUCUCAGUCCCCUGUUCUCGACAGUUCUGUGACAAUGGGGUGUAUAUCAACUUCGCAAAGUCAGCCUGACAACCAUGAGUUGGUUUUAACAUCUACAUGGAAACUUAAUGGAACUGAGUUUAAAAGCGGCAGAUUCUCCUUCCAAGGCACCAGCCUCGUUAUCAAUCCAGUACGACUGAGAGACAAGUAUACCCGAUAUACAUGUGUGACUAAGGAGACUGGACAUGGAUACAAUGGACCAACCUCAGUGGAAAGUCAGGAAUUCCGACUAACACCUCGCUAUGGGCCUCAGUUUAUAAAGAUAGAGGGCACUGAGGGUCGGUCUCCAUUGAUCAGGGAAGAUGGGUAUGGUCCUGUGGUCUGUAAAACUGACUGUAACCCAUCAUGUGUCAUGGAGUGGCGGAGACAAGGCGCCUCAUUGAUAUCGCCACGUGGGACAACAGAUAAUCAGCUGGAGUUGAGGGACAGUAGACUCCCCAGAACAAGGGAGGUAACUUACACCUGUAAAGCACGACUGUCGACAAAUGCAGGUUUCACUGCACCAACAAUGGAAAAGAAAGUAACAGUUGAAAUUUAUUUUCCACCUCUUAUCACGAUGGUGAGGUACCUGGAAGAAAGUGAUACUUAUCGACCAGUCGGAACAAGUGACAUCAGAAUCGCAGAAGAUUUCAGUUUGAUACUCAGCCUUGACAUCAGCAGCCACCCCAAACCUAACGUAAUUUUGUUGAAUAACCAGAAAACAGUUGCGAUGGGUACAGUUUCUGACACUGCUGGAAUAUACAAUGUUGAAUUAAAUAAUCUUCAGUGUAACCACACAGGAAGGUAUGGCGUCAGGGCGACCAACUUCGUCACUCAGAAUAGAAGUAAUGUCAACUCCGAUGUGAGACAGCUUGGACUUCAAGUUAGUUGUACCCCACGAAGACUUGGGUCUGCCAAUAAUGUAAUUGGAUUGGCAGGGAGAAAGGAUCAGACCAUCCCACUCAAUGUCACAGUGAUCGCCAACCCAGUGCCAACUGGCCAAUGGUCUGAUGGUGUGAGGACCCUUCCUGUUCUACAAAACAACAACUAUACGUAUACUGUCAGGGGAAAUGUCCAGGUCAGGUCUGUGAACGACUACCGAAAAUACCACGUUAACAUCACUAACGGUAUACAAGGGGCAUUGACAGUCACAUUCCAGAUACAUCCUGAAGUACCUGAUAUACCAGUCGACUUCCGUUCGUCAGAAGUAGGAUACGAUUAUGUCAAAGUCAUGUGGACAUCUGGAUUUAACGGUGGAACUUCGCAGCUGUUCCACGUUGAUGUGAUGUCAGUUGGAGACGAAUGGAUAACGGACAUGUUGAAUAUCUCCGAUAAAGGUCAGGGAGUACUGAUGACGCACACACUAGUUGGUCUGACACCUUCAACCUACUAUAUCAUCAGACUCAAUAUUUCCAACAAAGUAGGAAGGGGGAAUUCCACGGAGAUAAGUAUACGAACACGAACAAUUGAGCCCCCGACACAUGUCAACUUAACCGUUCUAAUCUUGGCUGUAUCCGUUACCCUUCUUCUGUUUGUCACCGGAAUUCUUGGCGGUGUGGUCACCUGGCAGAGACGGAAUCAACAAGGUGAUACCACAAGAACAGAAGUUAUAGCGACAAAUGCCGAUGCAAGAAAUGUUAACGUAUCACGACCAACCAGAGGUGGUGCUGCAAAAUGUGAAGCUGCAGCCACAGAUGACGAUGGAUACACACUCACAUUGGAAAUACCGAAAGGUGGUGCCGCAGAUUAUGAAUCUCUAACCACAGACGACAAAGAUUACACUGCCUUGUCAGAAAUAUCUAAAGGUGAUGCUGCAGAUUAUGAAUCGCUAACCACAGACGACAAAGAUUACACUGCCUUGUCAAAAAUAUCUAAAGGUGGCGCUGCAGAUUAUGAAUCUCUAACCACAGAUGACAAAGGCUACAUACCCAUGUCAAAAACACCCAAAGGUGGUGCUUCAAAUCUGAAAUCUCUAACCACAGAUGACGAAGCCUACAUACCCAUGUCAGAAAUAACCAAAGACAAGAAUCAACUUUAUGAUGAUAUUUCUCCAGCAUGAUCUGGUGAAGAAGUCAUACCAGUGUCAAACACCGAAAUGGGAAAGAAACCUUGCUGUGCAUCAAAGAAACACUAAAUUAAGACUAAGAUUUAUUGCAAAUAUUCACUAGGUUAUGGAUGUAAACGUUGAUGACGUUAGUAAUUUAAAAACGACAAAAUAAAAGGCCAACCUCCGUUCUCAUUUUGAUAAAGAUUUUUUACGCUAUCAAACUUUGAUUAGCGAAUUUUUUAUGAAUGUUAAAUAAUAUUUCUUACUUUUGUAAUGUUAUGUUCUCAAGGUCAAGGACUGAUUUGUUAAGAAAGUGUUCCAGCAACUUCUGGUACAAAUAUCCUAAACCAGGACAAUAAUUUGGGAAAAGUCUUUUGUACGAUGGAGUGUCCUAUCCAGGUGCGAUGGUAUCAAGACCGCAGAAAACAAAAUGUCUUACUCUAGAAAACAUUGAUGAUAUGAAAAUGUUAUAAUGUUCGUGUAAUAUUGAUCCUAUACAAAAACAAACAAGGAUUGGUUCAUCUUUAUUGACGUUGAGGACAAAGAAAAUGGCAACAGUCUCAGGACGGAACAUAACACGUCCUAGUUAGAUUCUGAAAUUGUAUAUGCACGUGUAUAUAAAAAUUUGUAUCAUGUCGUUCCUCCUUAGGAGGGAUAUUUGGAGAUCAUAUUCCCUUUUUAAUACCUGUGCUAAUCAUGAAAAUACAACAACAGUAUGAAGUAUUUUCCUUCAUUCCGUAAUUUGUUUUUUGGGUUUUUUGGGGUUUUUUUUCGGAUUACGAUUCGGAGGUAGUUAUAAGGCCUGUCCACAGACGUUUUAUCGAAAUGGCAGACUAAGUGGGCUAUUUCUUAAGGAAACUUAAAAUUUAGUAAAAUAGUACUUUAUAAAGACAACAAGGAAAAUGAGGCACACAUUUUCCUGGUGACUAUUGGCGACAAUGGUACGGAAAGAGUUAUUUCCCUUCACCAACACAAGUUUGUGUCAGUAUAUGUACUGUAGAUUGUUAAGAGCAAGAUAUGAUACAAUUAUAGCCUUUUGAUGAGGUCGAUACAUGGUUUAUUAACCUGAGAUGAUAUCCACAGAAGUACGAGACCAUUUUUUCAUGUUAAUAAAGCCAUGUUUACCCGAAAUCAAAAGUCAUGAUAGUUUUAUUAUAAAUUAAUUGUAAAUAUUGUAUUAUAUUUCUAAGAGUCAGUGAAUACAAGUAAUACAUAUGAUGAUACUUUGUUAAAAAUUUGUCAAUAUUUAAAUAUAUAUUUUAAACAUAAAACUAUCAAAAGUUUAUUGAUGUAUUAGGACACAUUUCUUCCACUUAUCCUUAAAUAUUUCGAUACUGUUUAAACAUUCAGAGCUUUUGCUUAUCAUGUUUCAAUAACGUAGAAGAUUUUUGAUACCGUUAUGUUAUACCAAGGGGAGGCAAUUCAUAUUCACUUAGAAUUUUACCAGGCUUUUUUGCACUUUAAUGACCCUUUUAUCUAAUACAACAUGCCACUAUUUAAACAAUUCAAAACGUGUGAAAAAUAUGAUUUCAUAAUGACUACAUUUACAAAUCUAUUUGUUUGGUCAAUUGGUCAUUGGUGGUCAGUAACAUCAUGGUAAAAUGACCGCGAGGAUAAAAAAAAGAAUCAUUAUGGUAAAAAAAAAAACUGAUAUCCCAUUCACCUCCCCUCGAACUCCGAUAAAAAAAACUUAAAUGUCUUUUCCUAUACUUGAGAAUGACAAAAAAGGAUGGGCACAUUCAUUUGUUGUAUAACCUUAGUUUUUUUCGGGUAUAUUAUGUAUAUAUUUGUACCAAUGGUAACCAUCAUUUAUAGUGUAAAAUCUUCAUAAGUUUUUCCAGGUAUAUUAUGUAUGUUUAUGUACCCAUAUUAACAAUCUUGUAUAAUAUCCCUUUAUAGUUUAGUUCAGUUGCAUAAUGUACGUUCAUGUAACCAUAGUAACCAUAUGUAUGCAUAAGUUUCUUUUUUUUCAAUUCAUUUGCAUAAUGUAUCUACAUGUAACUAGGGUAAAUAUCAUGUAUUGUAUUUCAUAAUUUUGUUCAGGUACAUAAUAUAUGUAUUUGUACACAUGGUAACCAUCAUAUAUUGUAUUACUUUAAUAGUUUUGUUCAGGUAAAUAUGUAUAUAUAUGUACUCGUGGUAACCAGCAUGUUACGUAUUUACUUCAGUCAUUACAUGUGUUUAAGGAAGCACUCAAUUGAAGUCAAGGACUUCAGGAUAACCUCUAAGCAGUACAGGUUACAGCGAGUGUAUCUGAUAUCCGAUCAUUUGGUCAAGUAGUUCAAAGGUGACAUUUGAACAUUUUUAGUAUAGGUAAAAAGUUCUUGGAGAAGGGGUGGGUGGGGGUCGGGGCUGAACUACAUUAUGUUAGUACUUGCAAUUCAACAAUACACCAGAUCCGCCUACUGCAAAAAUCUCGUAGCAUGACUAAUUUCAAUCCAGGUGACCGUAUGCAAUUUGUAUAGAAUGCGAUGGGUUCGUACACAAAAUUAUCACUGUAAAAUCAUCCAAAUCCCAAGUAAACAAACCAGUCUGAUAAGAAAUCCCUGAUUGAGAUGUGACGAUACUUUGUGAUUCACUAUGUUAGUACUGAGACCACGUCUAUGACGUACAAAAGUGUAUCAUCCUGUAUACCAAUCUCGUAUAAUUAUCAUAUUGAUACAUGUAAUUAUCAUUUUCAUAUAUGUUUGUCAUUUUAAUCCAGCUCUAACACGUUGCAUACUCAUCGUCAUAUAGCAAAAUCAAUAGAUCGUAACACAUUUCAUGUAUGGAUGAGAGUUAUUAAUGAUAUUAUUAUUAAAUAAUUAUUUUUAUUGAUACAUGUAAUUAUCAUUUUCAUAUAUGUUUGUCAUUUUUAUGAAUGAGAGUCAUUAAUGAUAGUAUAAAAUGUUGUUUUGUAACCAUGGUUUCACAUCUUUUAUUUCAAAACCUCUGUUUGUCUCUGCAUUUUUUUCCAAUAAAAUUAUUAUUACAAA
Molecule: messenger RNA, 5757 nt
Organism: Pecten maximus
Lineage: Eukaryota; Metazoa; Mollusca; Bivalvia; Pectinida; Pectinidae
Product: nephrin-like
Exons: 16
Coding region: 638-2794 (718 amino acids)
Molecular function (GO): protein binding
Source: RefSeq, a predicted model, not a curated record